UCGGUGACCUCAAGCUAAAAAUAUCAACGCAUGCUCGUCACUCAAAGCCAACCACUUUCUUUAUUUUACACGAUUAUUAUCACAAUACAAUAAGCGGUAGGAAAUGGAUGGAUGAAUGCAAAUCGAUUAUUAAAGUUGAAUUCAAUGUAACUCCGAUGUUGCGUAAUCCCGACCCCGAUUUACCAUGAAUUGAUUAACGUGGACCCCGACUUAAACAAGUCGAAAAACUUAUUCGGGUGUUACCAUUUAGUGGUCAAUUGUACGGAAUAUGUACUGUACUGUGCAAUCUACAAAUAACAGUAUCAAUCAAUCAAACUGUUACAUAUGUCAAGUUGUUGCCCGACUGGGGUUCAAAUUCCAACGUGUCGUGUUUAUUUAUUCAUGUUUUCAUGUACUAUUUGUGUAAUUAAUAAAACAAAUAUUGAUUCUGCUUUCACAUUUACAUGUCUAGUUACAAAAUGGCAAAAAAAAAAAAAGGCGAGCAGUAAUUAAAAUCAGCUGGUACAAAUGCUGGAAAACUGCAAAUAUUUUUUUUACUCAAAAUACCUUUUGUAUUAUUUUUUCAAACAAUAUCAUGUAUGUUUAUAAAGCUUUUGAGAAACUAAAACAAUUCCCCAAGAAUGUGCAAAAACUAUUUACAAAAUCAAACCAAAAAAAAACGUGUAUAUGUUCAACUAGACACCAGAUGUAUUUUAGACGAUAUAAUGUAUAUUCAUUAAAGGCCUACUGAAAUGAGAUUUUCUUAUUCAAACAGGGAUAGCAGGACCAUUCUAUGUGUCAUACUUCAUCAUUUUGCGAUAUUGGCAUAUUUUUGCUGAAAGGAUUUAGUAGAGAACAUCCACGAUAAAGUUCGCAACUUUUGGUGCUGAUAAAAAAUGCCUUGCCUCUACCGGAAGUCGCAGACGAUGACGUCACAAGGGGGAGGGCUACGCACAUCCUCACAUCGUUUAUAAUGGAAGCCUCCUGCAGCAAGAGCUAUUCGGACCGAGAAAACGACAAUUUCCCCAUUAAUUUGAGUGAGGAUGAUGAUAUUGAUAAAUGAUAAAUGGGUUGUACUUGUAUAGCGCUUUUCUACCUUCAAGGUACUCAAAGCGCUUUGACACUACUUCCACAUUUACCCAUUCACACACACAUUCACACACUGAUGGAGGGAGCUGCCAUGCAAGGCGCCAACCAGCACCCAUCAGGAGCAAGGGUGAAGUGUCUUGCUCAGGACACAACGGACGUGACGAGGUUGGUACUAGGUGGGAAUUGAACCAGGGACGCUCGGGUUGCGCACGGCCACUCUCCCCACUGCGCCACGCCGUCCCCAAUUGAUAGCAAAGGACUAGAAAAAAAAAAUGUGAUUGCAUUGGGAUGGAUUCAGAUGUUUUUAGACACAUUUACUAGGAUCAUUCUGGGAAAUCCCUCAUCCUUCUAUUGUGUUGCUAGUGUUUUAGGGAGAUUAAAUAGUACCUGUAGUUGGAGGGGUGUGUCCACGGGUGUCUUGAGGCCAGUCUCUGAGGGAAGUCGACGGCAGCUGCAUGGACUGCGCAAGCUCAGCUCAUUUCCGGUUGUUGCUGUUGCUGCCCGCAAGCUGGAGGAUGCGCAGCAGUUUGCAAAAAAGCACAGCAUCCCUCAAGUGUACGGCAACUACGAGGAGCUGGCCAGAGAUCCAAACAUCGAUGUUGUGUAUGUUGGCACGAUCCAUCCCUGCCAUCUGAAAGCGUGUUUGCUCUUCAUGGACGCCAAGAAAAACGUUCUGUGCGAGAAGCCCCUGGCUAUGAACGCCAAGGAGGUGAAGGAUAUUCUGGCCUGUGCAAAGAGAAACAAUGUCUUCCUCAUGGAGGCCGUGUGGACCAGAUUCUUCCCGGCCUCAGCGGAGAUCCGCCGGCUGCUAGCGGAAGGUGAGCUGGGCGAGGUGAAGAUGGUGAGGUCCGAGUUUGGCGCUCCGGUGAUGCAUUUACCGAGAUCCAUGCAUAAGGAGCUUGGCGGAGGUGCGAUGCUAGACAUCGGCAUCUACUGCCUGCAGUUCACCCUCAUGGUGUACGGCGGAGAGAGACCCCAGAGUGUUCAGGCCAUGGGCGUCUGUGCUGAGACUGGGGUGGAUGAAACUGUGGCGGUCACUCUGAAGUUCUCCAACGGCAGGUUGGCGGUGUUCACGUGCUCCUCGAGGAUGCUGCUCCACAAUGACGCCAGUAUCGUGGGCACCAAAGGCAACAUCAGGGUUGGCAGCUGCAGCUGACUUCACGGCGCCAGUGAAAGGAUGACAGCACAGAGAGAGAGGAAGGCAUUUUUGGUUCUCUGCCAGUGAAUAAUUUAAGUUUGGCGUUUUGUUUUUUCAUUAUUACAAGGAGGACUUAAAUAGACAUUAAGUAUUUUACUUAACCCUCAACCCGACGUCUUUUUCGGAGUUAAAAACGUUUUGUUGCAUGCAGAAAUUUUAUUUCAUUUUUUCUGCAGUCGUUCAUUGAUUUCAUAAACGUAACCCAUCAUAGUUUUAUACAUAGCACAAAGCAAAAAGAAAAUUUUAUAUGCAGUUAUUUCAUUUUUUAAUUUUAUUUUAUUUUAUAUUUAGAUUUUUUUGUCCUAUCCAGCUUCUCAGGCAAAUCAUAUAGUAGAUGUAGAUGCCCAUAUCGGCUGUUCAAAUUUACUUUACAGAAGAGAAGUGUAGGAUACUUCUCUUGUUGCCUUAUUUAAAUUUGACUUUAUUAAAUGUAUUUAUAUUAUCAUUUUGUGCAGCCGGGCUGGAGCAGCAAGGGAUAGAAAAAGAAAAAAAGGAAGACAGAGGGGGAAAUUGUGGGGAUCAGAGGGGGAUUAGACAGUGUUAUUUCAUUUUAAAUUUCAAAAGAGUUUUGUGGCUCCCAUUGUUUUCUUUAAUUUGUGAAACGGGUCAAAAUGGCUCUUUGAGUGAUAAAGGUUGCCAACCCCUGUUGUAGACAAAUUAAAAUAGUUGUUUUGCUUUACAAGUGGACGAAGCUACUGACAGCAAUAAAGACUGCCUGUUCAUCGCAUACAUCCGCUUUGUGAAUGGCAAGUCACUGUGCGAGGAUUUACUGUUUUGCAAAUACAUAAAAAAUUGAGCCACUGCUGAUGAGCUGCUCAAGAUAAUGGACAGUUUCCUCAAAGAACACGACCUUAAAUGGGAAAACUGUGUGGGCUUUUGCUCCGAUGGCGCACAGACCAUGGCAGGGUCAAGAAACGGGCAGCAGGCUCCCCAUAAAGAGGGUUGCGCCAAAUGCGCAUUGGACACACUGCGUCAUUCACCGGGAAGCGCUCUCGUCAAGGCAGCUCAGCCCUAAACUCAAUGAUGUUUUAACAGAUGUUGUGAGCGUGGUAAAUUUUAUCAAAACACGAAAAAGUGGCACUUUGAAUUUAUUUAUUAUUGAACUUGAUGCAAGUUAUUUGAUUUAUUAUUGAACUUGAUGCAAGUUAUAACACUUUUAUUUGAUUUAUUAUUGAACUUGAUGCAAGUUAUAACACUUGUUUUAUUUAUUAUUAAACUUGAUGCAAGUUAUUUUUUUUAUUAUUGAACUUGAUGCAAGUUAUACCACAGCUGC
Messenger RNA from Nerophis ophidion (straightnose pipefish), 3539 nucleotides. It is a transcript of the gene dhdh.2, whose product is annotated as dihydrodiol dehydrogenase, tandem duplicate 2. The transcript is spliced from 6 exons. Gene Ontology annotation, molecular function: nucleotide binding. Bases 1367 to 2224 code for a protein of 285 amino acids. The record is from RefSeq and is a predicted model, not a curated record. Lineage: Eukaryota; Metazoa; Chordata; Actinopteri; Syngnathiformes; Syngnathidae.